AUGGAGAUCGAAGAGACACAGCAGGCGAAUACGGCCGAGAUCGUAAAAAAUGUGAGUGCGAUCGGUGAACUAAACGAUCUUGGAAAAAAUUACGUUCAGUACGACGUUCCACAAAUGAUCGGUGUUCCGGGGUUUUACGAAACUGGUAUAAUUUCUAUGACCGACCGGAAGAAAGCAAAAUUUAUCACUUUCGGUGUAGGUGGACACGAAAUAAAUUCCAGAGCCUAUUCACCCCUCUACGGAUUUUUCGAUGGAAGUGGUGGUAACGUUGUUAUAAACGCAGUAACAACACGAAGUGCAAUCGUUCGUACGACGUUCAUGUUUGCGUACGGUAGUAACAAAAUAUUAGUGAUCGGACUAGAAUUUAAGAAUGUAAGUUCGACGGGAAAAGUAACCAACCGGACGGAAGCAACAGAUUUAAAAUGUUUUUUCGUUACUACGACUUAG
Molecule: messenger RNA, 447 nt
Organism: Paramuricea clavata
Lineage: Eukaryota; Metazoa; Cnidaria; Anthozoa; Malacalcyonacea; Plexauridae
Source: the annotation of a GenBank genome assembly